AUGUGGAGGGCCGCCUCGGAGAGCAGGCCGCUCUUCCGGCGCCCUGCGCUGGACGCGCUGGUGGAGUCGUGGACGCCCCCGCCGUUGGCAGCGCCGCCGUCCGCGGACAGGUCGAUCGUCCUCAGCAACCUGCCGCCCGACGCGACUGAGGAGGCGGUGCGGGGCGCCCUCGCGCCGUGCGGGCCCGUCCGCUCCGUGGAGUUGUGCCCAGAGUGGUUGGAGGACUUGCAGCCGGAGUCGUGUCGACAGGAGCCGCCGGAGUACUCCCCGCUGUACGCCAUCGUGGAGUUCGAAGACAGGGAAGGGCGCGACCGGGCGUGCAUGGAUGCCCCGCGCGUCUUCGGGGUAUUGUUCAAGGAGGUGCGGGUGCGGGUGCAGAAGUCGAGGGAUCCUGAGGUGAAGCCAAAGACAAAGAAGAAGGUGGUCACGCGCCCGGCCUACCCGCAGAACGUGCAGCUGAAGAGGACGCUGCUGCUGCAGGGGCUGCCCUGGAGCCUCGAGCCCUGGAAGCUGCUGGCUGGCUGCGCACGUGCCCUGACAGCCGCGGACAGGGGACGAUGCGUCUUCCGGGCCCUCAACUCCGCUGCGCUGGGCGGCCGUGGCGCCCUCGUCGGGCCGCUGCGGGUCGAGGUCGACGGCGACGAGGUCCGGCAGGCGCCAGAUCAGACCGUGCUCCCCGGCAGCGGCCUCGGUGUCACCAAUCUGGUGUUGCGCUUCCAGAGCUUCGAGCAGGCGUACGCCGGGCGCCAGCUGCUCGGCGGCUUGCAGCUGGGCGGGCGGCAGGUGAGGUGCGGCUUCCCACCCUGGCGGCCGAGCUGCCGGGAGAGGGACUCGUCGGGGCAGCCGCUGCCGGAGCCCGUGCUGGUGGACCUGCCGCUCGACGGGCGCGGCGCGAGGUACAACUGCCCGUCGGACGACCCCCUGCGGCUGUUCGGCGUGCCCGCCGCGCUUGCGGCCGGCCAUUCGCUGGUGACGGGCGGCCGGCAGCGGUGCCACCAGGCGUAA
This is a messenger RNA of Prorocentrum cordatum, 1005 nucleotides long. The record is from the annotation of a GenBank genome assembly. NCBI's taxonomy places the organism in Eukaryota, Dinophyceae, Prorocentrales, Prorocentraceae.